Messenger RNA from Racocetra persica, 208 nucleotides. NCBI's taxonomy places the organism in Eukaryota, Fungi, Glomeromycota, Glomeromycetes, Diversisporales, Gigasporaceae. The record is from the annotation of a GenBank genome assembly.
AUGGAGGAUAUUCACAAGAAGUUUAGAUACUAUAGUGUUCAACUUGAUAAAGAGCUUUCAAAGUAUCCUCAGAUUAGAAAAUUGGAAGAACAUACUAAUGUUUCGAAAACUAAUAUUUUCUUUGGUGUUGUCGCUCUCGUAUUUGUGAUGAUCUUUUUCAACUUUUUUGGAGAAUUACUUUCUGACAUGAUUGGUUGGCUUUAUCCAG